Echinococcus granulosus is the source of this 552-nucleotide messenger RNA. Its product is annotated as Innexin unc-9. The coding region runs from base 1 to 552 and encodes 183 amino acids. Gene Ontology annotation, cellular component: plasma membrane; gap junction. The transcript has 2 exons. The record is from RefSeq and is a predicted model, not a curated record. Gene Ontology annotation, molecular function: gap junction channel activity. Lineage: Eukaryota; Metazoa; Platyhelminthes; Cestoda; Cyclophyllidea; Taeniidae.
AUGGACACACACUUCUUCGCGGGCUUGACCAAGUUCAAGCUCGACGCGGGGAAGCAUCGACGUGACGACGAUUUCGCUGAUCGGUUUAGCCACAACUUUACCACUCUCCUGCUGGUCAUCUUCACACUGGUGGUGUCCGCGAGGCAGUACAUUGGCAAGCCCAUAGCAUGUUGGGUGCCCACAGAGUUCACACGGGCACAGGAGGAGUACGCGGAGUCGGUGUGUUGGGUGACGAGUACCUACUUUCUGCCCACUAAGCAGAAAACCGUGCCAGAGUCGACACAGGAGCGUGAGGAGCGAAAAAUCCUCUACUACCAGUGGGUUCCAUUCGUUCUCAUGAUCCAGGCCUUCCUCUUCAAUCUGCCCUGCAUCAUCUGGCGACUUUUUAAUUGGCAAUCGGGAAUUCAUAUUAUUAGGAGCAUGGCCUUUGAAACCCAAGUACAGGCAAGUAGGCGAGACCACGCAGAGCAUUCUCUUAUCUACACGACGCGAGAGUUCUUUGAAGUGGAUGCACACGUCUCCUCCACACUGAUGUUAUCUAGGGAAACAUAA